AUGCCUGCUCGCAAUCCCACUGGCUUCGAUAUGGCCCAAUUCAAGGCGGCGGCCUCCCCUAACUCAGUCUACGCCAAGCGGGAUCCAUGGGUUCGCAAUGAGGCCUGGCGCUACACUGGCCCAUUCACUCGUUGGAACCGUUUCAAGGGCCUGUUCCCCGGCCUUGGAAUCGCCACCGUCGCAUUCACGGCCUACUGCGCUUAUGAGCACCUGUUCCUCAAGGACGAUCACCACCACGAUGACGGCCAUCACUAG
This is a messenger RNA of Penicillium diatomitis, 255 nucleotides long. RefSeq names its product NADH dehydrogenase [ubiquinone] 1 beta subcomplex subunit 3. The transcript is spliced from 2 exons. Gene Ontology annotation, biological process: mitochondrial respiratory chain complex I assembly; electron transport chain. Gene Ontology annotation, cellular component: mitochondrion. The record is from RefSeq and is a predicted model, not a curated record. The coding region runs from base 1 to 255 and encodes 84 amino acids. NCBI's taxonomy places the organism in Eukaryota, Fungi, Ascomycota, Eurotiomycetes, Eurotiales, Aspergillaceae.